Hydractinia symbiolongicarpus is the source of this 6373-nucleotide messenger RNA. RefSeq lists its product as uncharacterized. NCBI's taxonomy places the organism in Eukaryota, Metazoa, Cnidaria, Hydrozoa, Anthoathecata, Hydractiniidae. The record is from RefSeq and is a predicted model, not a curated record. Gene Ontology annotation, biological process: signal transduction. Gene Ontology annotation, molecular function: protein binding. The coding region runs from base 613 to 4584 and encodes 1323 amino acids. The transcript is spliced from 11 exons.
UAUGAAGUGUACUGGAAUGAGUUUAAAACUGGAUUUAGAACAAGGACUUAAAGGCUUGCAUGAUAACAAGUUUGACUCUACAUAUUGGUCAACAUAUUUUCGUGAUAAAAAUAAAAGUCCCAACUACAUUCUUAAUUAACAGAUUCAGACAAUAGCAUUCCAACACCAACGCUUUCGACUAAUUCAAUUUAGACAUCAUGCCGCGUCUUUACGUAAACGGCUUUUUGUUGAUUAGCUGUCAACAAGUAUUAAUAAAUUCAAAAUUUUAAAAUACGCCAGGAUUAGCUAUCAUAUUGCAAAAUAGGUGUCAGUAAAUAUGUAUUAGUUAAUAUAUGUGCAGGACAAAAAUUAGUAAAUUUACCUGUUUUUAAAAUCUUUAAAAAGUCAACAGACUGACAGUAGUUACAUGGGAUAUAUUGGUUGGAAACGAGGUUUUAAUUAAAAAAGCUCAUAAUACUUUCAUAGUAUAUAAUACUAUUAUAUUGACUCUCUAAGAGAGAUCAAAAGAAAUUCCUUGUGAGCAUCGAACCAUUAGAGGUAUAUUGCAUCUACGAAUAGCAACUCCAAGCAGAAGAAAGAGGCUCCUGACAGAUAAGCAAAGAGAAAAACAAAAUGGCCACCAAGGCAAAUUGGGAUAUUAUGAUAUCCUACCAUCAUGCGUCUGGCAAGGAGUACAUGAAAAGGAUUAAAGAGUCAUUAUUAAAACAGGAUUACUCUGUUUGGACUGAUGAAGAUCGAGUGUAUGGAGAUUUAGGUGCACGGAUGGCAGAAGGCGUUGCAGGAUCAAAGUUGAUCAUUCUUUUAUUUUCAAAGGGAUAUGAAGAAUCUAAAAACUGUCAGAAAGAAUACAACUUGGCCUGUGCACAACACAAGAAAAUUAUCUGUGCAAUAGUUGAGAAAGGUUAUAAACCUCCAGCAGACCAUGUGCUCAGUUUGAUCCUGGGCAAUAACAUGUACUACCAAUUAUACAGAGGUGAUGAAACAACUUUUCAAAAUCUAUUAAAAGACAUCUCACAACAACUAUUAGGAGAAGCCCCAGCAAAGACGGAGCCCAUUUUGAAUUUUUGGAUGUAUAAAGACAAAGAAGAAAAUAUCAUUGUUAAGUUUCAUAAUAAAAACUUAAAAACCGUUCAGAGAAUUACUAUACAACAGGACGGUAGUGAUACCAAGGUAAAACUGAAAGAAUCAUCAGACUUUUAUGAAGAAGUGAGAGACAAUAAGCUUGUAUUAACAAUAUAUAAGGCAGCAGCUACCCGGUACAUCCUAAAACUUGUCAUAUCGUUGCUGGACAUUGAUGGAAAUAAAGAGAUUUUUGAAGUAGACAAUGUCAACAUCGCCUGCGCUCACAAGUACUACAACAAAGAAAGUAACUUUUCUCUCCAUACACAUAAUAGUGACAAAGUUGCAGCACAUAUUAAGUCAAUUAUCAGCACCCCUGUUCUUGAAUCUAACAUUCAGCUGUUCUGUUGUGGAGAAGUAUAUGAAAAAAGUAGAAACGAAUACUUAAGAUUUUCAAGAAAUUAUGUUAAUGAAAACUGCACAUCCAACAAUGCCUUUCUAAAAGAAGCUGUCCAAUUUCCACCACCAAUGGUAAAUGAAGAGAUUUCCAGCUUUACAUUUCGACUAAAGUCAAUUCUCAGUGAAAUUGGGCACGUGUUUGUGAUUUUCACACAUUACAAUACCACGGAGAAUCUGAGACUUCUAAAUUUAAAUACUUAUUGUGAUCGUGUUCCAGAUUAUAAACACAGGCUUCUGCUGCUCCAUCCAUCUCAAAAUACCUUCGUCAACAUAAGAUACACUAAAACUACUAGUGGAUCAAUCAUUGAGGAAGAAUUUCAAAAUGGUGAGGUAGAUAUCAAACAUUUGUUUGCAAUCAAUCAACAAUUUAUCUCUGAUAGUACAUCCAGAUUUAUAAAUGUUGUUGCUGCACCCAAUUUCCGAAAGUUAGAGAACAUCGACGUUUGUGCAAACUGUCAAUUGUUAGAUGAGCCUAUUUUCUCGGACGACACAAAGGCUCAAAAUUUCCUUCUAUCUCUGGGAUUAACAAGAAGAUAUCCUGAUAAGAAAAUUAAAGAGCAGUACAUGAACAUAUUGGGACAGGCAAUGUGUUUUAUGGCUACUAGAGAGAUUAUGAACACUGUUCCAACAAUCAAAGAUGGCAUUCAUGAGAAAAUAAGCACCCUCCUAUUGUCAUCUGAACAGUCAAAUAUUUUGUUUGACGAAUCUAAAAAGAAAAUUAUUGUUGGACCACUAGGAAGUGGCAAAUCGGUUCUUGCCUUAUCUCAUCUAAAACAUCUUUACCAAUGUUGUGAAAGAACAUGCACAAUAUACUAUGUCAUGUGGAGUGACAAAACAAUACUGCUGAAAGGUAUUGAAAAAUUCGUCUCAAAAUUUCAAUGCAACAAAAAUAUCACUUUGAAAAUAAAGAAUGCAAUUGAAUUAGCAAAAGAGCUCAAUCUCUCUAAACUUCCGACCGUAUCCCAAUUAUUACUGUUGUUGUUAAAGAAACACGGUGGUUUGUCAUUUCAUUUUAUAAGUGACGAAGUUGAUGGAGCGAUGUUUGACAAUCAAGAAGCUUUAUCGCUGAAGCAGAUUUUGGAAAGGGAAGAAGCUUUGCAGAAUUCCAUGAUUGUGUUGUUUCUACAAUCUUUGGAAAAGCACAGGAGAUUGGUUACAUCUAGAGAAUCAAAAAGGCAUGAUAAAUACAAAUACGAAGAAGCUGGUAUGCGUGUGUUUCACCUCAAUAAAGCAAUGCGAACAACGAAGAAAAAUUUUAACUUCUUGGUACAAUUUGAGAAGAAAAUUUCCGGGAUUGAAUCAGUUAUCAAACAUCCUGUUCACGACAAAAAUCAUGAAACAUCAUCAGCAAAAUCUGGAACGACCAGCUCUACCAUUCAAGAAAUUUCAAAGCAGCGUAAAGUUUCAGAAGGAAGAAAUUCACAAGUAAAAUCAGCCGAAAAAAGUAAAAAGAUUUUUGAAGAACCAGUGGACAUAGAGGAAAUUGCAGCUGUCUCAAAUUACCCAGGUGUUUCUGAAGAUGUGAAAACCUUGACCAAAGUGAAAUGCAACUCCGCCCAAGAAGUUGGACAUAACUUUGAAGGAACAAAGCCAAUACUGAUACAUCUUAAUUAUGAAAAUGAAACAGAAGAACAAAGUAUUGUCAUGUUAUCUCUCUCGUUGGAAUACUACCUAGAUCGUGUAAAUAUUAAACGUUUAUUUUUUCAUAACUCUGUGGAACAAAUGAUCACCUUUCGAAGGGUUCUGGAUUUAAUUAGAAAAAAAUAUUUUGUUUAUAACAAACAAACUGAAUGGAACAUCAUUGACAGCAGCAACGAAGUCACCAAUCUUCCGGAAAACGAAGGUUAUGAUUUAAUUACUAAUCUAGAAGGAAGUAGAGGAACAGAAUUUUGUGAAACCGUAUGUUGUAUUGACAUAAAUGACACUAUGUUGCGACACAAGACGUUAGAAGGAAUGUCCAGAGUAACUGAACGCCUAAUAAUCGUUUGCACGUGUAACAUACAGUCUGCUACUACAAAUUCAUCAACUGGACAUAUCAUCAAAGAUCUGUUACCGGAGUACCUAAAUGAGGUUUCUGUUGAAUGCGCAAAAAAUUCAAAUAAAGACUUACAUUACAUUGAAAUGCAAGUCAGUGACAAAAAAUCGAUAGGUUUUGUGAAUACAAACUCGUGCAGAUACAAAAAUCUGAUGGAACGGAUAAAGAAAAUUAAAUAUGAAAAGGAUGAAUCAGAUGUGCAUGAUUUCGCGCGAGUUAUACGUAGAAAUUUCCAGCCUCCAACAAUCAACGUGAGCUGCAAUUUUUCAAACGACAAUUCCUGUACAAUUAAUUGGAAUGAGGAAGGAUAUCGUUACGUAAUUGAAAUGGAAAACGACAGAUCACAAUGGCAGAACAUAGAACAUGUCAUCACGUUUGGUGGAUGUGUUAUCAACAAUUUAGUUAUUGGAAAUAAAUACAAGUUUCGUGUUUUGGCCAGUAACGACUCUGGUCAAGCUCAAAGUGUUGUAUCGUAUCGACAUGUGAAUAAUCUUCCAUCAACUCUUGCAGAUAUGUCUAUCACUUUUAAAGAUAUCGUGGAAAUUAUUAAAACUAACGAUAUCGAGAAACUGAAAAAAUUACUAUCCAUUCAUCCAAACAUCGUUCACAUGAGAGGUGAACAUAACCACACACCAUUGUUGUGGACAGUAUUGCACACCAACAAUACAUCAAUGGUGGAAAUACUCAUCUCAUAUGAAAGUGAUGUUUGGGUGGAAAAUAGUGUGAAACGAAACAGUUAUCAUUUGGCUGCAAUUGUUGAUCGUCACACAAUAUUGGAUAUGUUAUGUCGACAUGAUGUAACAAACAUCAACCGUGUAGAUGUUAACAACUGCACACCAUUACAUCGUGCUGCAAUGGAUGGUCACAUCUCAUGUGUUGAUGUUUUGUUGCGUCAUGAAAAUAUUGAUGUGACGAUCGAAGAUGUAUAUGGAGACACAGCUUAUGAUCGUGCUGGAGCAUGGAAGAAUGAACAAAACCGGGAAAUAAUAAGACGAAAAAUAAAAGAAUACGAACAAAGAAGGAGGAGAUAAAUGUCCCAGGAAAAAAUAACAAUCCGGGCACCAGAUGACGAACAAGUUUGCAGUUAAAUUUUUUAUUCUAUUUAUAUUAGUCAUUUAUAUAUAUUAAUAUGUUAUACAUAUAUAUAUUUAUUUUAAAUAUAUCUUUUUGUAUAUAUGUCUAUAAUAAAUUAUUGCAAAUAUAAAUCCAUGUUGCUUUUAGUUUUAUAUUAUUUAUUAUUUAAAAUAUAUAUUUAUACUUUAUUUAUAUUAGAACAAAUUUAUAGGAACAAUGAAGCUGGAAGUGGCUGAAAAAUAAGAACAAAGGGAAAGGCUGAAGUUUUAAUUUUGUGUUCUUAGCGCAAAAAAUGGCAAAUUACAGAAUAAAAUGAUUUUAAGCAGUUUAUCAGAUUGUGUCUGACAGAUUUAUCUGAUUUGACAAAAAUCUUUUUUGUCGUCACAAUCUGAAAAGUUACAAAGUUUUAACUUUUUAGAUUUUGUCUGAAGAGAAUUAACCAAUGAAGCAACAGACUGUUUUAUGAAAUAUUAUUGAUUUGAAAAUUCGUAUGAUUUCGAAAGAAAGAAACUUCACAAACAGAAAUUUUAUUGAAAUUUUAAAAGGGGAAAAAGGUCUAUGGAACAUAAAAACUCCGCCGUACAAAAACAAGGGGUGAGAAGGCGAAGGUAAUCGUCCGAAUUUGUGGCAAAUUAGAAAUGAAACAAAAUCUUCUCUUUCCCUGUUUUCGUUGUUUUUGCCUUUCCAGUAAAACAGGUAUUUCGAUUGCGGCAGCCUUUUCGAAGUAAGAAGCCAUGUUAAAAAGAGAAAAAAAUAUUUGCGACAUCUGACACAAUGUAAACUUUAGAAUGUGAUAUAAUUAUUGAGAAAACUCUUUAGACAAAAUCUGGUAAUGUAAAAGACGCCGCUGUCGGAUGAACAUGUAAUUAAAAAUCAGCGUGAAGACAAAUUUCAUUGUUCUUAUAAUCCAUCUUUUAGCAAAAACAUUAGGAUUAAAUUUAAUUUUUACCAAUCGUACAAUCCCUUUCUUUCACACUGUCUAUAGUAAAGUUGUCAGAAUUUUUAUUAGCAGAAUUUCAGCUAUUCUCUGACUAUCCCUGUGAAUCCACUAAUUUUUUUAUAGUAUUGUGUUAUAUCAAAUAUAUUUAUAUACCUAUUUAUGUAUGAGUUCGGGUGAGUUUUAUGAAACAUAUUUGAUUUGAUUUACUGUGGAACAGUUUUUGUUCGAUUUAUUUUCGUAUCAUGGAAAGAUUCAUGUUCUAAGUCACGUGGUUUUGCUGCAUACAAAUUGACUCGUUCCCAACUAUAAAGGUUUGACUGCUAUAUUUUAUGUGACGUAAGGAAACUCUCCCAUAGCUAUAGCCUCGUUUCGAUAUUAUUUAUCAUUACAAAGACAACUUCAUACAGAGAAAAUUUGACAUAAGAGCAUUGCGGGUAAAAGCCUCCUUUCUAAGUUAUUUACCUUUAAAAAUGAAUUGCUAGUCUCGUUUCCAUGCUUUUUUGUUAAUUAUAACCAGAAGAUGUGCUGUGGAGACCUUGCACAGACUUUUUUCAAGUAUUUGUAUACAUGUAAAAUUAUCACUAAUAUUUAUUUACUUAUUUAUUUAUUUAUAACGAAUAUUUAUACAAGAUUUUUCCAUUCAAAAUUAGUAAAAUAUACAAAAUAUAUAUAAUUACAAAAUUUCUGUUCUUCCAUGGGUCCUGUUUCCCAGCCCCCCAAAAAUAGCAAUAAAAUUUAAAAUAAUAACUAAAAAUGUGUUAGUAAAAAUUAAUAUUUACAAAUUAAAAAUCUCUUCAUAUAAUUUU